GCCUCAGUCCUUGUACUGCAAAGCCAGCCAGCCAGAUUUCAGCUUCUCAAUGUUGUGACUGGACUGUUGUUGAAUCUCUAAGACCUUGUUCAAACUACUCCUUCAAUAGCCUGUGGUAGUACGACUCAAAUGGCUGACAUAUCUCGACAGUCGUCACCGCGAAUCACACCAAUUUCUGCUUCUCCAAGUCGACCAUCACCAUUGUCCAGACCACAUUGGCCGUAUUCCACGUACACUCACCGCUCAUCUUCUUCAGUCGUGUCUGCGCACUCUAGUGGGGGUACUUCCGGCACGCAGGGCUGGGACCUAAGAGCUUCCACUUCAAGUCCCAGUCUGUUAUCCUCUACAAGCGGGACACCGAUGAGGCGUAAUUCGAGCAUUAUGAACCCUACCUCCACAAUGAUGCACAAUGAAGAGAAUACGAGGCAUUGGUCGUUCACUGCAUUCGAGUGGAUUGUGAAGGACGUUCACAAACUCAAGGAAUUCGUUGAGGAUGAGAUGACCACCAGUGAUGAGAAUGCGGCAAGCUCAGAUGGCGGUCAAGCAUCGGCUGAUAUCGAAGUUCUGAAAGAGUCACCUAUGCUCGGGGACGGCAAAUUCAAGUUGGAAAUAGCGAAAUCCCCCGCUCCGGACGCGUCUGGUACAACGACACCAGUCAUUCGGACGCAACCCCCAACAUUAUCCUUAUACAUUACAUCUGUAAUGCUUGAGUAUGCACAUACGGACUAUGAGAUCUACACGUCCAUGUUUGCAGGCAUCAAAUGUCAAGAUGAUCGAGUUGGUGAGCGAGGUGCCCGUCCGGACUGGGCCUGGGAGUUCUGGCAGAGUGACUGGGUAUUUAGGGAGGAUAGCGAAGUCUGGGAAUGUCCUUUGCCUCCUUUAUCAGUGCUGCUGGAGAUCCCGCGGAUUCGGGAGACAAACUCAUUCGUAAUCUGUGUGCAGAUUCACUCUCCUGUUGGACCGUUCUUUCCACAACAGCCCUCAGUUGCAUAUGUUCCCCGAGACCUGCUCGACGGUUUGGAAGCUUCUUUGGAUAAUUCUAAUACCGGCGAUGUACAAUUUAUUUGCCUUGAGCGUAGAAAUUCCAGUGAAAUACUUGAGGAAAGCCCCGAUUCACCAAACACAGAGGUCCCCGGGAGUCGACGAUCAUCAUCUGCCUCGGGUGGAGUAGUGCACAUCCAACCGGUCGCGAGGAAACGUAUUAUCUAUGCCCAUUCUGACAUUCUCACACGCAGAUCAGAGUACUUUGCCACGAUGCUCAACUCGUCGUUCGCAGAGAACCUGUUCGAACCGAGGAUGCCUGGAGAGCGUAAGACGUAUACUAUCGCAGUGGAAGAAGCUGAUUUCCUUACCAUCUAUUGGCUGCUGAAAUGGGUAUACGCCAACUGGUUGCUUUUUAAGGAACAAGACGACCCGAAGGCAGCUGUUGACGGUGUCGGGGCAGGGUGGAGUGCGAAGUCUAUCAGUAACUCCACCGAUGAGUGGGGAUGGAAGGCCUUCAGCAAGACGGGUUUCAGUGAUUUACUCCAGGAUUCUGGGUUGACUAGCGAUACAAGAAGCGCAACAAGUGGAGAAAGCGUUCCGGCUGCUAGUCGAAGGUCCAAAGGCAAACUUUCAGCUGGUCCAAGCCAAGACAAUUUGAAAUCAACAGGUGCCACUGGUCUGAGGGUCUCAGCAGCUUCAACUACAAAUACAUCGGGUGCUACUCGACCACCUCCUUCACCGACACGUCGUUCAACGGGUGCGCCUUCUAACGCUGGUAAUCAUUCCACAUUAGCAACUAUGAAUACUCCAACCUCUCCUUCUCGUUCUUCUGCGAAGACAGUGCCUGUCCCGGUUACCACCAGUAACGCUAAUUAUCCUCCCGGUGCUGCUCACUAUCCUGUUUCUCCUCGCCAACAACGGCAGCGUUCACGUCCAACGCCUGUUGCAAUUGCCGACCCUCAUCCUCAUCCUACUCCUACACCGCCCCCUGCUUCUGCGCUUUCUAUGUAUCAAGUGGCACAUAGAUAUUCGAUGCCAGGAUUAGCAGCCCUUUCAUUAGAGCACAUGAUGUCCACAAUUACUCCUCAAUCUAGCUUCGCCUUGCUGUUGGCCACUUCAGCCUGGGAUGAGUUACAUGGCCUUGUAGAGGAUUAUGUUGUUGAGAAAUGGGAUGAGGUUUCCCUGUCCCCAGAGUUCGAACAAUGCUGCCAAGAAGUUGCUGCCGGCGAAUGGGGUCCCGAAGGCGGAAAGACUAUGAUGGCCCUAUUCAGACGGUUGCGUUCUCCUAAUGCAGCUACAUACGCCAGGGCGUAGCCCCCUCCUCUUCAUGCCAAAUUCAAUGGAUCAUUCACCUCUUCGCGGCAUCUUUUUGAACCAAGUGCUAUUAAACAAUGUUGCGCCUCGGACAGCAUGCUAUGCCCUUGAGGGUAUACAUACCCAGGCUCAAAUGACAAUUGAACUACUAUAUACCUGUCAUAUAUUGUGCGAUACCGUAGACCAAUAUGGGUUGUUAUGCACGACUUGAGUUUUUUCAAAGCAAUGCAAUCAUUGUGUUUGUUCAAUAUCACUGUACUUGAAUGUUUGCAUACUUCGCAUAUUGAUCAUGAUCUCUGGCGCCUUCCAAGUGCAGCUUCGCUUCUAUUCUUGCUUCCGACCUCUUCAGGCGUUGUCUCGUUUCCAUUUCUUUUUUAUUACCAUCCCCUAUACAACCUUUCAUUACUUCUUGAAAUC
Somion occarium is the source of this 2715-nucleotide messenger RNA. NCBI's taxonomy places the organism in Eukaryota, Fungi, Basidiomycota, Agaricomycetes, Polyporales, Cerrenaceae. The record is from the annotation of a GenBank genome assembly.